UGAGGUCUCAAGUCUGCGAUAACACUGUCUGGCAAAAAAGGAAAUUGAGAGAGACAGCAUUUUCCGAUGGCGUCCAACUGAUUUGAAGAACGAAGCACUAGGCAUUUAGCAGCUGCCCGCAGAAUAAUGUCUUGCUAUAAUCCCUUUCUCCUUCGAAAUGCUGUAGUGGUCAUGGUGUUUUUGGGUUGUUCGACGCUGGAUUCAGAAAUAUUUCAUUCCUGCCCUCAGGGUUCCUGUAACGGUUCGAUCUCAGCCAACCCAUGCCUUGUGGAGAAUAACGCCUGCCAAUGUCGAACCAACAGCAGUUCAGCCUGCAGUACUCUUGACCAGCAGACUUUUGUGAACCUGACAGGUGCAUCUAAUGAGAGCGCAUCUCAGUGGACCUGCUGUUUAUGUCCCCUAAAUACAACCUACUGCUGUGACAAGUGUCACAACAUUUCAAUUUCACCCGUAACAGCCCCACCAGUUAUAGCACAACCAACUUGGAACUUCACGUUGCUGCUGGUAUUUGUGCUAGACUGUAAUCAGAUUAAAAAUUUUCAAGAAAACUUGACAAACUCAUUGGAAAAAGGAAUUACAAGCCUCACAAGCAUUCCACCGAGCCAGAUCACAGUGACCAACGCAAGCUGUGCCACUGGUCAGCGGCCAUACUGCGGGGUGGACGUGGCAAGUAUCAGGGCACAUCAUCGUGCGAAGCGCCUGGCAGUGGGAGGUCGGAUGAAAGGAAGUAACAAGAAGAAAAAUGAGAAGCAAUUUAACUAUCACAACACAGACCGCUACUAUAUGAUCGAGGAGGACUGCGACAGUUUAGCUGCCAAUAUCACAAUCUACGGAAGAAACGAUACUGCGCUUGAACUAUCCCUUGACUUACUAAGACAGUUACAAGUUAACAGUUCUCUCGUUUUUCCGUUAUGGGAUGGAACUACCAUUUAUUCAUCCUUUAUGUUGUCCGCCAUGUAUGGUGACUCAUAUGAUCUGCACGAAGCGCCCACGCCUUCACCUCCACCCCUCCCUCCGACAGAGGGGAUCCCGCCCAUUGAUAUGGACUUGAAGCCGAUGAUCUAUGCAGGCGCUUCCAUCUUGGGACUCGUUACUUUGUGUGUUUUAUGGCAGCUUAUCAAACAAUCCUGGCUUUUGUCUAAAAAGAAAUUUACACCGAUCAACAGCAACCGUUUGGAUCACAAAACAGACCAGCAACUGAAGCAAAUGAAAAUUAAGGAAGCCAUGGAAGAAAAUGAACGUGUCUCAGCCAAUGGGAGCGCUUCAUCUUCGCUGAACUUGCCUCGAAACAACGUCGAGGGUAAAAAGCAGUGGCCCCCUGGCUACCCCGUGAGGUCCCUUGUGCCGGCCUACGAACCUACUGAGCUACAUAAUCAGCGGACUCCUCCAAGACUCAUUCUAGACGAUGACGACUCUGAUAUUGAGGACAAGCGGAUUACUGAUAGCGGAAGCAUGUCGAAUUUAGACGAUGACACCUUGAGCGACAUUUUGAAUAGCGAUGAUGAACGAGUAAUUCGUCCUUCCCAUUCUAGCCCGCCUUAUUCGCCAGGUAUUACAAACCCAGCUUUUAUCGAGAACGAAGAAGCAACUGAAAAUAGUUCUCCAGUUUUUCAUAGGAAGCCGGGAGGAAAUUCAAAAUCACCUACACCUGCUGAAAGAAAUGCAAAGCUAUCCGUGAAUGCAAUUAAUGUUAAUGAACAAAGGGAGAGCUCCAUUGCUUCCUCCGAUUUAAGCUUGGACGCCAGUGAAGACACGGUUUUCCUGCCUGCCAAGGACAAAAAACAAGAGAAGCAGAAGAAGGUGAAAAACUUUUUGUCGCCUUCAAACGGUGUGAAAAAUUCCAAGAGGUCUUCCAUAAUUCCCGUUGGCGAAGACGAAGGGAUUCGAAAAGGUUCCGCGCGGGAAGUCAAGAGUCCAAACAAGUCUAAGAUGGAGCAGAACUUGAACGAGAAUAGUGGAAAGCCUCCCCCAGCUUUUUUAAAUAAUGAAAGAAGACUUGUUACCCCGAAAGACACUUACUCUAAAGGGAAAAAGGCCACUAUGGCGUCAACUUUAGGAGGUUCUAGACAUUCGCCUCGUGCGGAAGAAAUUGGAAUCAGUGAUGCGGAGAGUUCUGGGAAGGAAAAAAUGAAGGGGAGGGGACUAUCAGCUACUCCCACGGCGAAGAAGAAAAACUCUGUUUCCGUUGCCGCGAUUACAGGGGUGAAAGAGGACUCUGAAGAAAGCGUGACAAAAAUCCGUGUAAAGCCAACUACGCCUUUGAACGAGCGGAGAAAAUCUACAGCAGAGCCCGCUAGAUUUGGGGAAAGCCGUCCGGAAGUGGCUAGAGCCACGAUGGAUGAACCAGUUACUGAACAAGUCACUGAGGAUAAGAAUACUGCAGCUACGGAAAAGAAGAAGAAAAAGAAGAAGAAGAAAGAGAAAGCUGAGAAGGAAACGAAGACAAAAGUGGUUGAUUCGGAUGAUUCGUCCAAGGAACAAAAGGCAAAUUCUAUUCUGGACUUAAAGGAUGGAUUGACUGUAGCGAUAGGUACAUCUGAAGAACAGAGUGACAGGUGUGUUGCAUCACAAAAUAACGAGACCAAGACAAAGAAAAAGAAGAAAAGAAAAGAAAAGGAGAGAAAGAAAAGAAAAUCUGAAAAUCCCGAGCCUUCAUCAGAUGAAGAGUCACAGAGUAAAUCACAAGAUUUUAGUUCAGAUAUCACCGCUGUAACAACGACGUCGCAAAGAACGCCUGCAAUACAAGACGAAACUAAAAGUAAGAAAAAGAUGAAGAAAGAAGUGACUAAAGAACGAAGAAAAACUGAAAUUCCUGAAGAGAGGCCCGCGACUGAGCGAAAAAAUGGGAGUUUUGUUCGAUCCACGAAUAAUUUUAAGGGGGAUUCCCUCAAUACUGUCGGCCCGGAAAGAAGACGCACUAAGUCCAUAUGUAUCGAGGACAUGGAAAGCAGAUCCCCACCGAUUGACGAGGAAACUCGAAGAAAAACCGACAUUCCCGAGACAUCUGAAGAUUGGAAGAAGCAGAGCUCUUCAUCUCAAAUCAACACUCGUUCACAACCAAACAGUAUAUCACCUAUCCCUACUGGGUACAAAUCACCGCGACUGGUUAUAAAACCCUCCUAUCAUCAUUACUAACCUCUGCGUGCGCCGUCCUCUUCCUAAGCCCCUUGAUUUAUGGGACCUCUUCUCUGUGAUCCUUAGAGAUAUGCCCCUUUCUGAGAAAUCACACAAACUGUAAAUAAGACUUCAUUUGAAUCACUACAGUCGUGCCCAGUUGAAAUACGAUCUCCGAGAUACUUUGUACGUCGGGCAUUUACCCGAUCAUGAAAUUCGAAGCUGCGAGGAACUCGCCCGCUGAACUUUGAAAUAGAAAUAUAAUUAUGGGAAAUUGUAGCAAAUGCUGUUGGAAAGUGCUCGAUACACACGAGUGUAAAGCGAAAUACAGUUCAAAAUGACUAAAAUAAAACACGCAUGAUUCCCUGUGUGGAAUAAUGCGUGUUUCAUUUUAGUCAUUUUGAACUGAAAUAGAAAUAUAUAUAAAAAGGAUUCAACACGAGAACCAAUAUGAUGAAUUUGAAGAAAUGUUUCCCGGCUGGCCUCCGAUUUUAUACGUCUACCUUGGUCCUGUUUCAAAGGGCGUUUGUCAAAAAAAAAAAAGAAGAAGAAGAACAAUUAAAAAAAAAAAAGAAGCUGCAUAGAUACGUACUGCGUGAAAUACAUAAGAAAACAAGAAAAAAGUGUGUUCUUAAUGUAAAAUAUAUAACAGUCCACUACAUUGUGAUUAAACACAUCUU
Messenger RNA from Pocillopora verrucosa, 3794 nucleotides. Its product is annotated as neurofilament heavy polypeptide-like. NCBI's taxonomy places the organism in Eukaryota, Metazoa, Cnidaria, Anthozoa, Scleractinia, Pocilloporidae. The record is from RefSeq and is a predicted model, not a curated record.